Messenger RNA from Pristis pectinata (smalltooth sawfish), 1341 nucleotides. RefSeq names its product potassium channel tetramerization domain containing 4 (gene kctd4). Gene Ontology annotation, biological process: protein homooligomerization. The transcript has 2 exons. The coding region runs from base 411 to 1184 and encodes 257 amino acids. Gene Ontology annotation, molecular function: protein binding. The record is from RefSeq and is a predicted model, not a curated record. Lineage: Eukaryota; Metazoa; Chordata; Chondrichthyes; Rhinopristiformes; Pristidae.
UUACACAAGCAAUGGUGAUAGCGAUCAUUAUAGCCAAGAGUCCUGUUUAGCAUUUAAUCUGCUUAAUCAUGUGGUUACAGCCUUAACAUUUAAGAGUUAAGUGGAAAGAACUGAUGAAUGCAGAUCUCUUUUCUAAUACCAACCUCAGUCUCCUUUUUCAAGAUUGUAAUUUACAGUUACCCAACUCUUGGAUACUCUGAGUCACACUGCCACCACACUUCUGCAAUAAUCAGCAGCUCCUCAGUGUUCAUUUCCUUUCCUUCACUGUACAGUCGUGCCUUGGCAAGUCACAGCCACUUCAACUACAAACCUUUAUCGGCUGUAAUAGAAAUGGCCUCUGCUUCCAAAAGGUGAAUUUCCUUACAACCAACAAACACGAACCAGCACAACUUAACAUCAAGGUUUCUGGAAUGGAAGGGAAGAUUAAUAAGAAAGAAACUCACAUUGAAGGAAAAUAUAACAAUACAGAAAACUACUUACAAAAGGGCAAGAACUGCAAAGCAUCUGUGAUCACAAUUAAUGUUGGUGGCUAUCUCUACACAACGCAGAGACAUACAUUAACUAAAUAUGUUGAUUCCUUGCCAGAAGCUUUGAUGAAUGGCAAAAUUCAGAGCAGUGUUGAUGCAGAUGGGAACUGCUUCAUUGACCGUGAUGGCUUGCUGUUCAGGCAUGUCCUUAACUUCCUACGAAAUGGUGAGCUUCUCUUACCGGAAGGAUUUCAAGAGAUUCGACUUUUAGCACAGGAGGCAGAAUUCUAUCAGAUAAAACCUCUAAUAGAUGCUCUGAAGACCAAGUCAGCAAAUGUGCAACAGGCAACAGAGGUUACGUUCCUAGAAAUAAUCGACAGCCAUGAUCGCUCUCAUGGCCUCAAAAUCUACUGCAAUUCUUCAGAUUUUAUUGCAAGGAUCAAGUCCCGCAUUAUUCAAGUGUCAAAAAGCCGUCUAGAUGGAUUUCCUGAAGAAUUUGUUGUCUCAUCACAUGCCAUCCAGUUUAAGUUCUUCAUUAAAUCAGAAAGUGGGGCACGUCUGGUUCUCAAGGAAGACAACACGUUUGUUUGCACGCUGGAGACCCUAAAGUUUGAGGCCAUUAUGAUGGCUUUAAAGAGUGACUUCAAGUUGCUGACCAAUUUGGAUAGCUCUAAGGGGUCUAUUGUUCAGAGCGAUGCACUUCAUUUUCUAAAAUAAAUCCAGUUUCACAAGUAAUCUAUGUAACAAACACUGAAUUAAAAUAACUCUUUAGCAACUGCUAUGCCACUGUAUUUAGAAUGUAAAACUGACUGCCCAGUCAAUAUAUUAUCCUAAUGAUGUAAUAUUUUAGACACCAUUAAACUGUAAAAUAGAA